AUGUCAGCGAACGAUAGUGAUGAUGAGAUAUCGGCUCUCCACGAGCCUUCGAACUUGAUCGUCAGUGUCGUUUUUUCGUGCUACCUAUUUUACACGGCUGCAAUUGUUAUCGGAAUACCGUGCAAUGUGUUCGUGCUCUAUCGUAUGACCCGUUUGUCUCGAAGAUGUGCCGAGAUGUACAGCAACGGUGUCGGCCUAUGCCUAUUCGUGAUGGCUAUUGCCGAUAUCGGAUCGUUGUUUCUCAAUUUUGUUAAUUUCAAUCUUGAGCAAUAUUCAUCCGCACCGCAGGUGAUAGCCGGACUACAUCGGAAGAGAACUCGUUUGGAUUUGUCUGCAAGGGUUGGCGAGGCGAUGUUUACCGUGAUUACCGCCGCCGUGGUAUCCAACGCAUGGCUGCUGAUAUCCGUGGAAAGCAAUCCGUCGGGCGGCUGCACAAUGGUAUCACUAUUUGGUUACCAGCAAAUCAAUAAAGCCUUCUUACUGAUAGAGAGCACGGUAUCUUUCAUCAUUCCUACGUUAAUAAUCGUCUAUAUGGACGCCUCGGUGCUUCUUGGGCUACAAUUUAGGAGAAUAACGAAAAAAGCUGAACGACCUGAUCUUCGACGGAACAUGGCUCCCAACCCAAAU
Cooperia oncophora is the source of this 627-nucleotide messenger RNA. Lineage: Eukaryota; Metazoa; Nematoda; Chromadorea; Rhabditida; Trichostrongylidae. The record is from the annotation of a GenBank genome assembly.